AUGGCUCCAGCGAAAGGUGGAUCCGCCUUUAUCGUGAUCACUGAAGACCCGCAGCAAGAUCGCGGCAAGCGCCUGAGCCAAGUGCGAUCGCAUCUCGCCAAAGAGCGCCAUCGGUCUCGUCGGGGGAAUGAUCGACUCACAGUGCAUAGCAAUGGCAGCAGCGAUAGCCAGGAUUUCAGGACACCGACCCCGGAGAGUGGUGCCCUGAGCCUCAUACCGGAGAUCCCAGUCAGGCACAAGUCCCCGCCACUCGCCUCUUCGGCAACUGGGUACCGACGGAUGCAGAAAUGUGAGUACUCAGCAGUGAUCGGCAAUACGGGAUCGUCUCCAUGA
Messenger RNA from Penicillium manginii, 333 nucleotides. RefSeq lists its product as uncharacterized. The transcript has a single exon. The record is from RefSeq and is a predicted model, not a curated record. Bases 1 to 333 code for a protein of 110 amino acids. Lineage: Eukaryota; Fungi; Ascomycota; Eurotiomycetes; Eurotiales; Aspergillaceae.